CUUCCGGGGACGGCAUCUAGAGGCAUUCAGGAUGGUGCAGCGUCUGACAUACCGUCGUAGGCUAUCCUACAAUACAGCCUCUAACAAAACCAGGCUGUCCCGAACCCCUGGUAAUAGAAUUGUUUACCUUUACACCAAGAAGGUUGGGAAAGCACCAAAAUCUGCAUGUGGUGUGUGCCCAGGCCGACUUAGAGGGGUUCGCGCUGUGAGACCAAAAGUUCUCAUGAGGUUGUCUAAAACAAAGAAACAUGUCAGCCGAGCAUAUGGUGGUUCCAUGUGUGCUAAAUGUGUCCGCGACAGGAUCAAGCGCGCUUUCCUUAUUGAAGAGCAGAAGAUCGUUGUGAAAGUAUUGAAAGCACAAGCACAGAGUCAGAAAGCUAAAUAAAAAAUGAACC
Molecule: messenger RNA, 395 nt
Organism: Budorcas taxicolor (takin)
Lineage: Eukaryota; Metazoa; Chordata; Mammalia; Artiodactyla; Bovidae
Product: 60S ribosomal protein L34
Exons: 1
Coding region: 32-385 (117 amino acids)
Biological process (GO): translation
Cellular component (GO): ribosome
Molecular function (GO): structural constituent of ribosome
Source: RefSeq, a predicted model, not a curated record